This is a messenger RNA of Trichoderma harzianum CBS 226.95, 1428 nucleotides long. RefSeq lists its product as hypothetical. Gene Ontology annotation, molecular function: dioxygenase activity. NCBI's taxonomy places the organism in Eukaryota, Fungi, Ascomycota, Sordariomycetes, Hypocreales, Hypocreaceae. The transcript has 4 exons. Bases 319 to 1329 code for a protein of 336 amino acids. The record is from RefSeq and is a predicted model, not a curated record.
UCAGUCUACACCAAAUACACUUUAAUAUUCCAUAUAAACCUCAUGCUGAUAUUGGUAGCGUGAUAUGCAAUUACUCAAAAACGUAAUUUUGUUACAUCAACAAGAAAGAGAACCUGGUCAAAAGAAACGUUUCGCUAGGCAGCAACAUAAAUUGAUUGACAAAGUUAUAUGCCGAUACGGAUAUUGGCUGUAUUGCAAAAAGUAUAAAGUCUCAGCACUUCACCUCUCCAUCCGCCGUUCUUUCUCAUCAGACACCUCAAUAAGCCCCAUUGGCAAUAAAUACCUACACAGUCUUCUUUUGACUUUAAGCAGAUCAAAAUGCCUUCUACUAAGAGCGCUCCCGUUAUUGACUUCUCGGACUUUCUGUCUGGUGAUAAGCAGCGGAUGCAGCAUGUUGCUGACCAGAUUCGAGAUGCUUGCCUUACCCAAGGCUUUUUCCAGAUUGUCGGCCACGACAUUCCUGCCCAACUUCAAAAGGAUAUCUUUAAAGCAUCAAAGACUUUCUUUGCUCUGCCAUUAGAAGAAAAGAUGAAGCUUGAUAAGUCACUGAACAAAUACAACCGUGGAUACGAAGUCAUGCACGGCCAAAUGAUCGAGGCCAACACCAAGCCCGAUCUCAAGGAGGGCUACUAUGUCUCUCGUGAUUUGCCCAUGGACCACCCUCAAGUCAAGGCAGAGAAGUUUGCCCAUGGUCCUAACGUAUGGCCCGAGUCUCUUGGAGAGUCUUUCCGAGAGACUUGCAUGGACUACUUGAACCGCAUUGUGAAGCUCACGGAAGAAGUCAUGCGUGCUAUGGCCAUGAGCUUGGGCUACGAUGCCGACUACUUCAAGGAGUUUUGCACGGACCCCAUGUGCUUCUACAAGUUGCUUCAUUACCCACCUCAACCCACGACAGCUCAUGCUCUUCAAAGAGGUAUUGGUGCUCACCGCGAUUUUGGUGUCAUCACUUUGCUCCUUCAAGGCGAUGUCCCUGGCCUUGAAUGCUGGGAUGAAGAGGCCAAGGAUUGGUACGCCAUUCCUCCUGUUGAGGGAGCCUAUGUUGUCAACAUGGGUAACCUGUUUGAACAGUGGACAAAUGAUAAGUACAUUUCCAACGUGCACCGUGUCAUCAACCGCUCUGGAGAGGAGCGUUACAGCAUCCCGUUCAACUAUAACGGCAACCCCGAUUUCGUUAUCAAGUGCAUCGAAAGCUGCCGUGUUAAGCCCGAAGAGGAGAAAUAUGCUCCGGUUAGCGUUGAAGACUACGUGGUUCAGAAGUACAAGGAUGUUUAUGGCCGUGUUGGUAUUUACAAGACUGAGACAUUUGCUCCUCAGAAGGUCGACGCUUAAACCAUGUGGGAUGUCAAAUAAAUAAGCAGUUUCUAGAGACUAAAAUUGAAUAAGAAACUUGAGUAUAACUGAUACAGUUUAAAAUAAGUUACUGUGACG